Strongylus vulgaris is the source of this 336-nucleotide messenger RNA. The record is from the annotation of a GenBank genome assembly. NCBI's taxonomy places the organism in Eukaryota, Metazoa, Nematoda, Chromadorea, Rhabditida, Strongylidae.
CUUUACAGUCGUGGUGAGCUGGGCAUUGGUCUGAUACCGAGAGUCACUGAGCUGACAUGGCUGGAGGCCCUGGAGGGAAUCCAUGUGACAAGGAUUGCGGCAGCUGGGUGGCACAGCGCUGCGUUGACAGGUGAUGGUGACGUUUAUGUGUGGGGCUGGAAUCACCGUGGACAGCUUGGCGAUGAGAAGUACUACGAUCAAGAGCCUGACAAGAAAACUGAAGAGAUAUUGGCUUCGGAUGCCCAAGUAGACAUGGUGUUUAUCAAUAGGAGGGAAGAAAGGGCUCUUCAAGAGGGGUAUGGAGAGUUUGAGUAUCCUGUCAGAGACAAGGAUUAG